Molecule: messenger RNA, 1998 nt
Organism: Rhinolophus ferrumequinum (greater horseshoe bat)
Lineage: Eukaryota; Metazoa; Chordata; Mammalia; Chiroptera; Rhinolophidae
Gene: YTHDF1
Product: YTH N6-methyladenosine RNA binding protein F1
Exons: 3
Coding region: 276-1802 (508 amino acids)
Biological process (GO): mRNA destabilization
Cellular component (GO): cytoplasm
Molecular function (GO): mRNA binding; N6-methyladenosine-containing RNA reader activity
Source: RefSeq, a predicted model, not a curated record
GAGAGUCCUAGCUGAAGCUCUCCGUGUAGAACUUUCUGGUUAUUUAGGGGAUGUGGGGACUUAAGAAAUCAGAAAACAGCAUCAUAGGCAGGAGAGUUCGUUUGCCCUGCUCCUGUUUUCCUUGCAGCCUUAGAGGGGCGUCCUCACCCCACACUUUACUCUCCAGCACCCCCACUGGACACACUCCCCGGACACUAUUUCCGUUACCUCCUCAGACUGGCCUGGGGUGAGGGCCCAGGUCUGACCAGAACCCCCGGAGUAACAGUUACCCCUCCAUGGCCGACCCCUACCUGUCCAGCUAUUACCCGCCGUCCAUCGGAUUCCCUUACUCCGUCAGUGAGGCGCCGUGGUCUACCGGAGGGGACCCCCCAAUCCCGUACCUCACCACCUAUGGACAGCUCAGCAACGGGGACCAUUUCAUGCCCGACGCUGUGUUCGGGCAGCCCGGGGGCCUGGGGAGCAACAUCUAUCAGCACAGGUUUAAUUUCUUCCCCGAAAACCCUGCCUUCUCGGCCUGGGGGCCGAGUGGGUCUCAGGGCCCGCAGGCCCCGAGCCCAGCUUACGGGAGCAGCUACACCUACCCGCCGAGCUCCCUGGGCGGCACGAUGGUGGACGGGCAGACCGGCUUCCACAGCGACACCCUCAGCAAAGCUCCCGGGACGAACAGCCUGGAGCAGGGCAUGGUCGGCCUGAAAAUCGGCGACGUCACCGCCUCUGCCGUCAAGACGGCGGGCUCAGUGGUCAGCAGCGUGGCCAUGACCGGCAUGCUGUCUGGGAACGGCGGGACAAACGUAAACAUGUCGGUGUCGAAGCCAACGUCCUGGGCCGCCAUCGCCAGCAAACCCGCCAAGCCGCAGCCGAAAGUGAAAGCCAAGAGCGGACCUGCCCUCGGGGGUGUGCUGCCCCCUCCUCCCAUAAAGCAUAACAUGGACAUCGGCACCUGGGAUAACAAGGGGCCCGUGCCCAAGGCCCCGGCGCCCCCCCACCUGCCGGCCGCCCCGCCCGCCCCCCAGCCCCCGCCGCUCGUGCCGCCUCUGCCCACUCAGGCCCCCACGCUGGCCCAGCCACAGUACCAGAGCCCUCAGCAGCCGCCCCCCACCCGCUGGGUGGCCCCACGCAACAGGAGCGCAGCGUUCGGGCAGAGCGCAGGCGCCGGGGGUGACAGUCACUGUCCGGGUGGCGCCCAGGCCGGCGGCACCCCGGGCGUGGAGUGCCACCCCGUCCUGGAGAAGCUGAAGGCGGCACACAGCUACAACCCCCAGGGGUUCAACUGGGACCUGCGCAGCGGCCGCGUGUUCAUCAUAAAGAGCUACUCGGAGGACGACGUGCACCGCUCCAUCAAGUACUCCAUCUGGUGCAGCACCGAGCACGGCAACAAGCGCCUGGAUGGCGCCUUCCGGGCCCUGGGCAGCCGCGGGCCCGUCUACCUGCUGUUCAGCGUCAACGGCAGCGGCCACUUCUGCGGCGUGGCGGAGAUGAAGUCGCCCGUGGACUACGGCACGAGCGCGGGGGUCUGGUCUCAGGAUAAGUGGAAGGGCAAGUUUGACGUGAAGUGGAUUUUUGUCAAGGACGUGCCCAACAACCAGCUGCGGCACAUUCGGUUGGAGAACAACGACAACAAGCCGGUCACCAACUCCCGCGACACGCAGGAGGUGCCCUUGGAGAAAGCCAAGCAAGUGCUGAAGAUCAUCGCCUCCUACAAGCACACGACGUCCAUCUUCGACGACUUCUCCCAUUAUGAGAAGCGCCAGGAGGAGGAGGACGUGGCUCGCAAGGAACGACAGAAUCGAAACAAACAAUGAGGACCUGCCUUUUUCUUUCAUGAUGUAAUGUUUGAGACACGGCGUCUAAGAAGCGCGCUCGGUGCUGUCCUGGUUCAGCCCCGCUCUUGCAUCUCUGCGUUCUCUGUGGUCUCCUUCUGCCCAGAGGGCACCUGGGUAUUUUCCUAUGUAUUCUAGUCUUGUAGAACUCACUAAUAAAGGAGGAUGGUUUUUGUCA